Messenger RNA from Acanthisitta chloris (rifleman), 1166 nucleotides. It is a transcript of the gene PLEKHF2, whose product is annotated as pleckstrin homology domain containing, family F (with FYVE domain) member 2. Bases 10 to 759 code for a protein of 249 amino acids. The transcript has a single exon. Gene Ontology annotation, molecular function: metal ion binding; phosphatidylinositol binding. NCBI's taxonomy places the organism in Eukaryota, Metazoa, Chordata, Aves, Passeriformes, Acanthisittidae. The record is from RefSeq and is a predicted model, not a curated record.
UUGUGAAAGAUGGUGGAUCGCUUGGCAAACAGUGAGGCAAAUACUAGAAGAAUAAGUAUAGUGGAAAACUGCUUUGGAGCAGCUGGUCAACCUCUGACUAUUCCUGGUCGUGUUCUGAUUGGAGAGGGAGUACUAACAAAGCUGUGCAGGAAGAAGCCCAAAGCGAGGCAGUUUUUCCUGUUCAAUGACAUUCUCGUUUAUGGUAACAUUGUCAUCCAGAAGAAGAAAUACAACAAACAGCAUAUAAUCCCACUGGAAAACGUCACUAUUGAUUCCAUCCAGGAUGAGGGAGACUUGCGGAACGGGUGGCUUAUCAAGACACCAACUAAGUCUUUUGCAGUUUACGCUGCCACUGCCACAGAGAAGUCUGAGUGGAUGAACCACAUAAAUAAAUGCGUUUCCGAUUUGCUUUCCAAAAGUGGGAAGACUCCUAGCAAUGAACAUGCAGCUGUCUGGGUGCCAGACUCGGAAGCCGCUGUGUGCAUGCGCUGUCAGAAGGCAAAGUUUACGCCCGUGAACCGUCGCCAUCACUGCCGCAAGUGUGGCUUCGUGGUGUGCGGGCCUUGCUCCGAGAAGAGGUUCCUCCUCCCCAGCCAGUCUUCCAAGCCCGUACGAAUUUGCGACUUCUGCUAUGACCUUCUUUCUACUGGAGAGAUGACUGCGUGUCAGUCCACUAGGUCAGACUCCUACAGCCAGUCACCUAAGUCGUCUUUAAAUGACGUAUCUGAUGACGAUGAUGAUGAAGACAGUAGUGAUUAAGGACCAAACGUUUUUUCCAUGUGUUGCAAGUUGUGUUUCAAACCAUAUGGAGCUGCUUUUGGGGAAGUCUGUAGUGAGGUUCCUCAGAAAACCCCUGUUCUAGCCAUAAAAUAUGCCUGAAUAUCUUCAAUUGCGAUGUGCCUCAAUCUAUAAAUUCUCUAGACAAUAGUUGUUUAUUUCUCCUCUGCAGGGAUAGACUGGUGCAAAUGUUAUCAGAGUAUUUUCCAACUUGUUGUACUUGAGUUGUGUCUAGGUUAGACUUUCGUGGAAGGUUGGAGAAUAAAAUGUACUUUCUUAAUUUAACAACCCAUACUUUCUAAUGUUUCAUAUCGAUACGUUGUUAUGUGGGGUUUUUUGGACAUGGAGAGGAAGACUGUAAGCAUGCAUGGAACAGCGAUGUUUUCGUU